AAUCUUUGGUAUCAGCUGACAACCAAAGCAAAAACAGUCGGUGCGCGACCAUCUUGUCAAAAGUGGAGUCGGUGACAACAAAUACAUAUUAUAAAAUGUCCUAAAUUGCUCGUAAUGACAUAAGUCCCAGUUUUCAUUUAAUAAAGUAUUGUGUUUAUUUGAUGUUGGUGUUGUUUUCCAAGCGGUUAUUAUACAUUUUGCUCAAUAUUUUCGGGUUUGUGUUGCGUCUAAUGACGUCAUGUAUGUGAUUAUUCUACACGUAUCGCGGCUGACGAGUCCAUAGUGACAAUGCAAGAGCAGGACGGAGAUGGCGAGCCGGCGCACCACGCGCGUCGCCCUAUGAACGCUUUCCUCAUAUUCUGCAAACGUCACCGGAGCGUCGUCCGCGACAAAUAUCCAAAUCUAGAGAAUAGGUCAAUAACAAAAAUUCUAGGAGAAUGGUGGGCUAACUUGGACAAAGAAGAGAAAGCUUGCUAUACAGGUCUUGCUAAACAGUACAAAGACGCCUUCUUCAGUGCCAACCCUGACUUCAAGUGGUACAAGUUACCGGCUCCACCUUUACGAACACUGUCGUCUCGGCCUAGAGAGAUAAAUGAAAAACAAAAUGAAUCCCCCAGCACUGAAGUAAAUGAAUCUGAGCUAGAAAGGAUCAAUAAUAAUUCCACUAAAGUAGACUUAAACAAAAAUACAAAUGAAGACCAUAUCUAUGAAAAUGAAACAAAGCAACUAUCUAUGUUUACUCCUGGAAAACUCGCUGAUGAAGCCCAAAUGGGAGGAUUAAGCAGCCUCCUCGCCACAAAGACUGAAACUCGUACUCCAAAUCCUUUUUAUUCACCUCCAUCAAAUAAAUUUAACUCGAUCUCAACCCCAAACGAAUUCAGAUCUCACCAUAUCGCAGAACAACCUAAUGUCUCAAGGGAACAGAGCAUACUUGAACUACAAAAUGCUCUUAACGAGACCACAAGAAUCUUCGAGGAGGACUUCGAAGAAAAAAAGGGAAUUUAUCAUCAGUAUCAUAGCAUACCGAAUGAUCGAUUCACCAAUCAAGAUGUGAUAGACCAAAUUGUCGAUAAGAGAUACUCUAAGGAUGAAGAGUAUGGUUAUCAAAGAAAUUGGUCAGAUGACGAGAAAAAUUCCAGAUCUGGGAGGUCGUGCAAAGGGAAACGUUACCAGGAGUUUAUGGCCGUUGGGGGAUUAAUAGUAAAUAAAAGGCAAAGACGAGAAAAUUCUGACAAAAUGCCAGAUGAAAGCCACAGUCCAUCGUGUAGUUGGGAAACUGGCAACUCCGUGAAGAGUGAAGAAUCAACCAUUACCGAUGAAACAAAACUAGACACUUCUUUUAACGAGAGUCCAAUCGAAACCGAAUACAAGAACGACAUCACGGAUGCACCCGAAGCAGACAAUAAUUCAAACAAAACAUUCAAGGCUGCUGACUUCGAUUUAGAUGCUAAAAUUAGAGCUUUGCCUUCACUUAGUUUAGAGAAAUUCCAGCAAAAGAAACGCGAGAAUAAGCGCAAGAAAAAAACGGUGAACCUUAAGCCGAAACUGAUCGAGUCCCCGCAAAUAGUCAACUCAGUUCCUAGAUCAAUUUAUGACAUACGUCGUGAAAUGGCUGAAAGUUGGCGGGAAACAGUUAUCGGCAGUCAAAAGCGUAAACCGAGGAAAGUAAGUAUAACUCGAUUUGAAUUGAAGAGUAUAUAUUCUAGUGUUGAUACCAGCGAUUCGCAAAAGAUUAGCCCCGAAAUUAAAAUUGCUACUGAAGCUCCUUGCACAGUGGUCCAAAAUAUGGAGAUAUGUAAACAACCGCAACACAGUAGCGUCGACUUGCUGGCACUUGCCACUCUAGCCGAGGUUGCGGCCAACAAAUCUAAAAUAGAAGGUUCAUUUAUUACGGAGACCAUGACCGCCAAAGCAAGCGAUGAAAACGCUUCCAUGGUAUAAAAUACCAAUAAAGCUAGCCUUAAAAUUCCAAAUAUUAUUUACUUUUUAAUCAGAUAAUAUUUAUAUAUAUUAUUAUAGAUAGAUCUACUUUUUACAUGUACGCAUAAAGAAAUAAUUUUAUUGUACACCUAAUGGUAGUUUUUAUAACAUAGAAAUAGAUUUUAUUUAUAUCUAAAUAGAGAUAUAUGUAUACUUUUAUAGUUAAGUCGGUCGUAGGCUGCUGCAUUCUGCUUUAUUAGGAUUAGAAAAGAUAUAAUGGUGAUAGUUACAAUACAUAACAUCACAAAAAAUAACAAAAAGGCAUAAUGUAAUUAAUAUUUUAAGUAUAUCGAGUAAAUUCUUACCAUAAUAAAGAGAAAGACGUUGAUUUAUAUUAAAAAAAAUCCUCAUAACUCGCAACACGAAUAUGCCAAAACAUGCCGUUAUUUCGAUUAGCGGAGUAACAAAUCAUAACCUCAUUUUGUGUAAAGUUAGAUAUUUAUGUCGCCUUUUAUUAUUAAAUAAUUAACACAAACACUAAAACACCACGUGCAUAGACUGCAUUGCAUUUUAAAGUUUGAUUAUCAUAUUCAUACUUUUAACUGAAAAUGUUCUGCAAAACAUAGUUUUGUAUAAUUAUUUUACAUAAUGCAUGUAGCAAAGACUUACGUAUGUAUAGCAUGGCAACACUGUUAAAGAAUUUGAAAAUAGAGAUGUACUAAAUCCUGGUUAACAGUUACAUUUAUGUAAAGAUUACCUUGUGAUUUUUAAUCGUUUCAUUUUCAGUUACAAUAGUUUAAAAUAAAAUGUACUAUAAAUGUAAUAAUUAUUCUGGAUAGCAUUUUAAACGUUACCGUUUGAAAAUAGGUUUACGGAAAAUCAAAAUUGGUGCCUUUAUAAAAUUUAUUAUUAGAAUUUUGCAAAACUCUCUUCGUUUAAUAAUGUUGCUAUACUACAAAUAUGUUUGAAAGUAAAAUUGGAGUAACAAAUACAUAAUUAUUUUAGUCGCUAGUGUUUUAGUAAAAAAAAACGCCUAUAUUGUUUUUCGCUAUACUUCAAAGCGGGUUAAACUCGCGUUUUGUUUCCCUUUGUGAUAAAAAAAAAACAAAUACUAAAUAAUAAUAAACUAAAUGUUUUGUUUUGAUUUUUCGAAUGUGUUGUUACAUUAUAAAAGUUUUUCAUCUGUCAUUAAAUUCUGUACGUAACUAUAGAAAAUAAAAAUAAAAAUUCCUCAUCAAAUGUUCAGCGAUGCAAUUCUGUUAUAAUUCAACGAUGAGCACAUCGCUGUCACAGUAAAGAGGUUCAAUCAAGUAAAACCUACAUCAAAACUCAAUUGAAGUUUUUUUUUUUAAUAUCUAUGCUGUAAUAGCUCUACGAUCGUACGAGGAACUUAUUUUAUUACAGAACACCAUAGCUGGUUUAGAUUAUAUUAAUGAUCUUUAUCCCUAUUAGGUACCUGAUAUUUAUCAGAGAUAUUCAUGAAUUUAUAAUGUUUUCAAUAAUACACCGUUGUCAACAUUUUAUUUAAUUAUAUGGAGCAGUGUUUCUCAAAUUUGUUGUUUUACAUAUUUAUAUGAUAAAGUGUUUCUGUGAUUUAAUUCUUCUUCGUUGGGGGUUGACGGUGUGCUUUCGUUCCAGGUCUAGUCUAGUUAGUAGUGAUUUAUUAAAUGAUCAAGUACUAAAUUUGAAAAGUGCACUUAUAUUUUUUAAAGUUACAAAAGAUGACACAAGCCAUAAUGUGACAUGCUCAUCCAAAGACCAAAUGUAUCUAGAAUAGAAAUGCUAGAUUGUAGAUAUUGUAUAUUUAUUAAGUAAUUAUAGUAUAUAUAUACACAUAGAUUAAUAUGUAUCACAAUAUAUUUUAACAACUGGCUAAUAGUUAUGGCAUUCCAAAGUGUCAAAAUUUUUAAAAUUAUUAUUUCAUUAUUUAGCAUUAUUUUUUGUUUGUUUUUUAUUGUUCUCUCCAGAAAGAGCCUUUAAAUUUCGUUGUUGAUUUUGUGUAAUAUUUUAUCGAUUGUUACGUUUUAAUUAUGAGAUGAGCUUAGGUGGUUCCUAUAUAUUAUACUGAUGGAUUAAAAUAUAAAAUUUGCAAUCAAUAACAAAGGAAUUUCAACAAUUACCGGCGUUCUUAUGAGAUAUAUACAUACAUGUUUUUUGCCUUGUCGAUAAAAUAGCCUUACUUGUAUUAUAAAUCAAUUUUAGAGUUAAGGCAAAUCGAAAUGGGGCCAGUUUGUCGGGAUAUUGUCAUUUGAAACAACGUAUUUGUAUGUGAAUUGAAAUGGAUUCUAUUAGAUUUGAAAUUCUCUGUUUAAAAAUCUAUAAAAACUGAUAUGUACGCAAACAAAUAUAAUCCUGUAGAAUCCAUUUUUUUGUAAUGGUGCUGGAAGAUCUGUAUUAAAUUAUUUAGGAUGCAACCUUCAUUGUAAAACAUGUUCUAAGUAACAAUGGAUGGUUUGUUAAGUAGGUAGAUAACAGAAAGAAUUUUAUCGAUAUUAAUUUUAAGUCGCGUUAAUCAUUUUGUGCUGUGAAAUGGUUUAUGAUAAGUAAAGAUAAGAAUAAAAAAGAUGAAUGAUUUUUGGAUGCAAUUUAUAGCGCAAAAUGAUGAAACUAAGUUAAUUAUGGGUAUAGAAAUAUCACUGCGUCGUUUGAGAAACACUGGUCUAAAAUGUAGAUUAUUUAAGUAAUAAAUAAGUCGGCACCCAAAGUGUUUACCUGUUUUGGUUCCAAAGUAAGCAUAUUGUUGAAUGUUUUGUUACAUACGAGCGCGGUUCAAUAUAUAUCCUUUUAUUGUAGAAUAAUAAAGUUUAUUAUUAACAAUGUUUUUAU
Messenger RNA from Diatraea saccharalis (sugarcane borer), 4746 nucleotides. Lineage: Eukaryota; Metazoa; Arthropoda; Insecta; Lepidoptera; Crambidae. The record is from the annotation of a GenBank genome assembly.